Rhizoctonia solani is the source of this 1830-nucleotide messenger RNA. Its product is annotated as GTPase activating protein for Arf protein. The coding region runs from base 1 to 1830 and encodes 609 amino acids. The record is from RefSeq and is a predicted model, not a curated record. Gene Ontology annotation, biological process: intra-Golgi vesicle-mediated transport; endocytosis; endoplasmic reticulum to Golgi vesicle-mediated transport. NCBI's taxonomy places the organism in Eukaryota, Fungi, Basidiomycota, Agaricomycetes, Cantharellales, Ceratobasidiaceae. Gene Ontology annotation, cellular component: Golgi apparatus. Gene Ontology annotation, molecular function: GTPase activator activity. The transcript is spliced from 6 exons.
AUGUCAUCCUAUGCAACGAACGCGGCCGGAGUAAGCAAGUACACUGCCGAAAGACAUCAGCGAAUAUUACAGGAACUUUACAACAACCAGGAAAUGACGUGUGCGCGGAUUGCAAGUCUCGAGCGCCACGAUGGAGCUCGUGGAACUUGGGUAUAUUUAUUUGUGUACAAUGUGCCAGUAUACACAGGAAAUUGGGACCCAUAUUACCAAAUGAGCGACAGGAAGAGCGUCAAUUUAGAUGCAUGGUCGAAAGAGCAGGUCGAGUCGGUCAAAAACAUGGGAAACAUUGCAUCCAACGCGAAAUGGAACCCCAACGAGGCCAGACAUCCACCACCCACUAACUUGGAAGAGUCUGAACGAGAUUCAGAGAUGGAAAAGUACAUUCGCGCCAAGUAUGAGACCAAGAAGUUCCUUGAUCGAAAGCCAGCCGCAUCGGCUACAUUCAAUUCUUCCAGUACGCCUGUCGCCCCUGCCCAGCCUUCAGCAUCUACACCAAUUCCCAGACAGCCUAAACCUAAACCUGAAGAAACGGAUCCGACACAGACGAUCCCUCUUGGCUUUGGACGAGAGUCUCGGGUAGAGUUUAAUCUUCCGGGAAUGGGUGGAGAUAUUUGGGAUGGGAUCAUCCAGCAAAAAAAGGUCCCACCUCGAUCCAAAACCGCGCCUAUACCUGAGCCCGUAGCCAAAGUUACCCCGCCUCCUGCCCCUGUCGUACCGGCACCGGUCCCAUUGACCAACCUACCUUCGAGGAGCCUAUCUGCCCAACCACCGUCAGUAGGUCAGCUAGGCGUAAAUACUUCUGUCCCUGCCGCGCCCGCCAACGGAGUAUGGGGCGACAUGCUCGCGUUGCAAUCAGCUGGUGGAUCCUUGCCUACAUCAGCGAUUCAAGCCCCCCCGUUACAGCCUGGCAACCCCUAUGCAUCUUUAUCUGCUUCUCCUUCUACAACCCUCCCCUCGACUCUCACAAACCGAAUGGGGGCAUCAACAUCAGCCCUCCACGGGUGUGUGAAUAGUUUACUGAGCGUUCCUACCGGAAACUCGUUUGGAUCCGUCGGGUUGGGAGCGACUCCUGGUGGAUCGUUUGGGUCUGUAGGCUCAUUGGGAUCUGGCUCGGGUGGGAUGGGGAUAUCUCCUGGGGGUCUAAAUCCAUUCGGAGCAUCCUCAGGCAGUGCAUUUGGGACAUCACCUGGGGGCUCAUUCGGGACAGCCACGGGCGGAUCACUCGCCACACCUGGGGUUUUUAUUGGUGGAUCCACGGGCACGUUUGGGGUAUCUCCGGGCGGGCUCGGGGGACUGUCAAUGCUUCAAACUGGACAAAUGACUUCUCAGCCCUCACAAUUCCAACAACCUACCCAGCCUUCUCCGUUCCAACAAACGAUGCAGUCCUCACCAUUUCAGCAAUCCACAUUAUCUCCGUUCGGGGGUGCUACUAGUUCCCUAACAAGUCCCAGCACCAACGCCACGUCGCUCUCGGCGUUCGGAGCGGCAAUGAGCCCCCCAGGACAGGCAUCCAACUCACCAUUUGCUCAACCUUCCGCUUCACCGUUUACCCACACCUCGAAUUCACCUUUUGCUCAACCGACUAAUUCCCCAUUCGGUCAACCGGGGACUCAGUUUUCUAGUUCCGCUAACUCGCCUUUCCAAACCACGAAUCCCGGAUUUCAAUCCACACCAACCAACAACGCUUUGUUCUUGCAGCCUAACACCACGCAGUUUCAAUCGUCCAAUUCGCCUUUUCAAGCAUCUAAUUCGCCUUCCCUCAGUCCAACUCGCCUUAUCAAGCUACAAGUACCAAUCCAUUUGCCUCGAUGGGUGGAGGCGGAGGUAUGA